CUACUUUCGGGUUCGACUCAUCCCCAUUUCAGCUAUGGCGUAUGCAUUUGGUGGUUUAUGCUUGUUAACGCUAUUUAUUUGUUACGUUCCUUGUUCAUAUUCGUUUCCCGACCAGGGCAAAUGGCAGUUCACUGCAGUAGAUGUCGCAAAGCAAUACUUUUCUGUUCACAAAAGUUUGUAUAAGGGAUCAACAAUAUCUAUAAAAGUUUCAUGUACACCAAGCAGAGAGACCGACAAUCCAUCGUAUAUCUGGGUUGGCUGGAUGCUGCACACAACGCCUUGUUUCCAGGAGUAUUUCCAGCAAGACAAUUUGACACAGGGACAACUGGAGAGUCUCUGGGAUGGAGGCAAACUCUUCGACAUUGGUCACCUGUACUUCAAGGCAGAGACGGAACACGUUCAAUGUUUUGACGGUAUAGAAUUAACGGUGCAAGACAUCAGCAAGAUAGAGUCCAGGAAAGGUAGCAAUGUGGACGUGCAUCGUCCAAGAAAAAGAAGAGCCGUUCCGGAGCUUCCCAGCAAAGAAGACGUAGUUGACGUCGCACAAGGCAAGGGUCCAGGUGCUGCCACGACCGCAAGCCCAACCACAAAAGCUCUGAAGGUGCACAUUUCGGGAGUGACCACAGCAGCUCCGCAUGUGCCAGGUGAAGUGGGGAUCAUUCCAAAGGAUGGAGUGUACAUGCUUAUUGUGUCACUCAGGUCUGUGGAGAACAGGAACUUCUCAGCCAGAGUUGACUUGUCCAUGAAAGGAAGCUAUGGAUAUCUGUCAGCUGUUGAUUGGCCCUUUCUUCCUUUUUACGGCGUGAUGUGCGGCGUCUACGUCAUCUACGCUGUGGGGUGGCUCGUAGUUUCGGCAAUGCAGUGGAGAGAUCUACUAAGGAUACAGUUUUGGAUUGGCGGAGUCAUUUUUCUUGGCAUGCUGGAAAAAGCCGUUUUCUAUGCAGAAUAUCAGUCCAUCAACUACACUGGCUAUUCAGUUCAAGGUGCUGUGCUCUUUGCUGAGGUGCUGUCAAGUUUAAAGAGAUCCCUCGCGCGUCUGCUGGUUAUCAUUGUCAGCCUCGGAUUUGGAAUUGUCAAGCCCCGGCUAGGUCCAAUGUUGCACAGGGUGGUUAUCGUGGGCUGCCUCUAUUUCAUCCUGGCCGCCGUGGAAGGGUGUAUUCGCACGUUGAGGCCAAAGAACGCGCCUGGUAGAGAACAGACCAUGCUGAGUGUCGGACUAGCACUCGUGGAUAGUGGAAUCUGUUGGUGGAUCUUCAACAGUCUCAUACAGACUACGAGGACACUACGUUUGCGACGAAACGUCAUCAAGCUCUCCUUGUACCGGCAUUUCACCAACACAUUGAUUUUUGCGGUGCUCGCCUCUAUUGUUUUCAUGGUAUGGAUGACCUUCUCACAUCGUGCAGUCGAGUGCCUCACAGACUGGAAAGAGCUCUGGUUUGAUGAUGGCUACUGGCAGUUGCUUUUCUCGAUCGUUCUUCUCGUCAUCAUGUUCUUGUGGCGGCCGACAAACAAUAAUCAGAGGUACGCGUUUACUCCACUUCUGGAUGCGGCGGACGAUGAGGACAAGGAAGACCUGCUGCAGCCGCAGAACGACGCCUUUGAAGGCAUGAAGAUGAGAGGUAGCAAAGCAUACACAGCACCAGGAAGAGAGAAGGAGAAAGGGGAAUCUACUGCGGAGGACGACUUGAAGUGGGUUGAAGAGACCAUUCCGUCGUCUUUAGGAGAAGCAGCACUUCCUAGUCUUCUGGAUUCUGAUGAGGAAAUCAUGACGGUUCGCUUUGAACAGAGCAAGAUGGAGUGAGCUCUGUUGCGAUGCAAGGUGACUGCAGUGUUUUUUUUUUGUUUUUUUUUUAUUGUGAUGUGCUACAUGUGGAGGGAACUGGCUAGUUGUGCACAAAGGAAGGAAGAUGCCCACUAAAAACACUCGCAUUGGGCUUCUAUUAUGUAGAAUGCAGUCAGGUUCAUUAUUUAUAGAAGGCGCACGAAGCAGCACCAUUGUAUUUUUUUCACUUCUGGAAGUGACCAGUGACAUAAAGCGGCACCAGCGGCAAAAACGUGUGAUGCGGUAUGUGCAGUUCCUUUUCAGACAUGUGGAAUGUUAACAUUCUUGUACAGCAAACACUAGUGCUCUUCUUCGUUUACUUCCUGUACACGUUUGUACAUGUUUCCGUUCAGGCGUUUUUGCAGCAGACAGUCACUCUUUUUGAGGUUCAUCGAUUACAUUUUUAUUUACAAAAGUUCAUUGGUCAGUGAAAAUGUUUCAAAAUAAAAACAGUAACGAGAAAUU
Messenger RNA from Ornithodoros turicata, 2287 nucleotides. RefSeq names its product transmembrane protein 87A-like. Gene Ontology annotation, biological process: retrograde transport, endosome to Golgi. Bases 35 to 1801 code for a protein of 588 amino acids. Lineage: Eukaryota; Metazoa; Arthropoda; Arachnida; Ixodida; Argasidae. The record is from RefSeq and is a predicted model, not a curated record. The transcript is spliced from 22 exons. Gene Ontology annotation, cellular component: membrane; Golgi apparatus.